This is a messenger RNA of Tigriopus californicus, 1507 nucleotides long. RefSeq names its product trypsin II-P29-like. The transcript is spliced from 5 exons. Gene Ontology annotation, biological process: proteolysis. Gene Ontology annotation, molecular function: serine-type endopeptidase activity. Lineage: Eukaryota; Metazoa; Arthropoda; Copepoda; Harpacticoida; Harpacticidae. Bases 274 to 1503 code for a protein of 409 amino acids. The record is from RefSeq and is a predicted model, not a curated record.
AACCUUUGAUUUAAUACGUCCAAAGUCCGGGGCAUUCAUUUAUUUCAGGGGUCCAGAAGAAUCAUUGGGUUUGAGUGAAAUAUUGGGAAAAUUCGCAUCGAACUGAAACUCCGAUUGGUUCAAAAUUGACCCUGACCAAGUUCGUUUCGACGAAAUCAUUCGUUCUGGGUAUACCAGGAUUGAGCUUGCUAUAUAUAGCUCCUCAAUAAUCAUCCAGGCUCAGUAGUGUUUUCCGUUUGUGGCUUUGAGCAGCUUUUUGAAUUGAAUCUAAAAAUGGACGUUUUAUCAAGUCAUAUUGCGUGGUUUUGCCUCUUGAUCCAUGUGGGAUUGUGGUCAAUAAACCCCUUAUCUGCAGCUCGAGAAAUCAGGGCCAGAAAGACCUGCAAAACAUUCCUGGGCGAGUCAGGGGAAUGUACGGACAUCCAUCUAUGCCGAGCGGUCCUUAAUGAACUGAACCAUGGAAUCCUUCCCACAAUAUGCCAUUUUGACCAAAGUUUGAAAUCCUUGUCAAUAUGUUGCAAAACCUCAAAUCAAAACCAAUGCGGAGUGGCUUUCCCAAAAUACGAGGGCUAUGACAAUGCAUACAGUUCGCAAUUGAAACGUGAAAAUGCCAUGAAGCAACAUAAAUCUAAACAUCCAAUCCCAUUAUUAACCUCCAAAGAAAUCGGUGCUCUUUAUGACAUGGCCAAUUACCUGAAGGUGAUCAAAACCAAUGUACCCUCUGCGGUUGCCAAAAGAGGCCCGAGUGACGAAGAUGCGGAAAUCAGCCGUGGACUUGAUGCUGUGCGAUUCGAAUUUCCUUGGAUGGCCGCAUUGGGAAAAUUUAAGACCGGAGGGAGUCCAUUUUGGUUUUGUGGAGGAACAUUGAUCAAUUCAAGAUGGGUUUUAACUGCGGCUCAUUGUUUCAUUGUGAACGUUGAAAUUGUUCGUUUGGGUCAAUUGGACUUAGAAGAUACUCAAUCACCAGAUAUCCAAGAUUUCAAGGUGGAAAGGGCCAUUUUGCACCCCAGUUACAAUUCAUCAUUACUUAAUCAUGAUCUGGCCUUGAUCAAGCUGGACCAGGCAGUCAAGUUUACCAGAGCAAUCCAACCUUUAUGUUUGUCCAUGGAAGAGGGUGUGGACAAAGCUUCUGCUCUCAUUUCGACAGGAUGGGGCCACACUUCGCACGGGGGGCGUCCUAGUAACAUUUUACAAAAGACCCACCGACUUACCCGCAUUUUGCCAAAAGAGUGCCAAGCAAUUUUUGAGGAAGUGGCUGGCCGUGGAAUACCGCUCAAUGGCUAUGAAGACCUAAUCUGUGCCAAAGAUCGUCAAACAUUCAGUGACCCAUGUCAAGGAGACUCUGGAGGGCCACUCAUGUCUUAUCAUAGCCAAUCCCACUCUUUCAGUCUAGUAGGAUUGGUGGCAGCUGGCAUUGGUUGCGGCAGUCGACACUUUCCAGGGCUUUAUACAAAAGUUUAUUAUUAUCAUGAUUGGAUUGAGGGACAAAUAAAAGGGUUUUAGAAUG